This is a messenger RNA of Thecamonas trahens ATCC 50062, 3404 nucleotides long. RefSeq names its product ABC transporter F family member 4. Lineage: Eukaryota; Apusomonadida; Apusomonadidae. The transcript is spliced from 3 exons. Gene Ontology annotation, molecular function: ATP binding; ATP hydrolysis activity. The record is from RefSeq and is a predicted model, not a curated record. Bases 138 to 3389 code for a protein of 1083 amino acids.
CGCAGGUGCAAGGUGCUAGGAGCAAGGGUCGCACCGCCAAUGCCGCUGGCCAUCACGGCCGCCCCUGCCCACGAAGACGGCGAACGCGUCCGGUCCGAGUCCGAGUCGGGCACCACUCGUCGCAGACCGCCCGCACCAUGGCUGCCAAGAUCGAGUCCAUGCUGCAGGACUGCAUGUCGUCUAUCCUAGCCAACGACGAUGUCAACACCACCGACCUCUACCCGACCAUCAUCGAGCUCAUCAUGGAAGACGUCAGCGAAGAGGUCCCCGAAGACGCAGAGUCACUCGCCGAGGUCGUCCGCACCGUCCUGGUCGAUGAUUUCGAGGCCGAGAUUGACGACAAGGCCUUCCAGCGGUUUGUGAACAAGGUGUUCCCGUCGGCAGCGGCGGCCAAGGCAACGACGUCGCGAACGGCGGCUGCGCGGCAGAAGAAGCUCGAGGCCGCGGCGCGCAAGGCCGAGCGCCAACAGUUGGAGGCCGACAUCCUGGCGUCGGAAGGCAAGGGCAAGGCUGGCGCCGACUCGGACGACGAGUCGGAUACCGGGCUCAACAUGGGCGAAGACAUCAUCAUCGACUCGUUCAACAUCUUUAUGGGCGGCGCGCAGCUCUACCGCGAGGCGUCGAUCACGCUCGCCAAGGGCAACCGCUACGGCCUGGUCGGCCCCAACGGGUCCGGCAAGACCACGCUGCUCAACCACAUUGCCCGCCGCGAGGGCGACUUCCGCAUCCCGUCGUACAUCGACACCAUGCUUGUGGAGCAGGAAAUCGAGUUCAACGAGCUCUCGGCCCUCGAGUUUGUCAUUCGCUCUGACAAGCGCCGCCUCAAGUACCUGACCAAGAAGGAGGAGCUCGAAGCCAAGCUAGAGACCAUGGGCGACGGCCGUGCCGCGGACGCCCUCUCCUCGGAGCUCAACAAGGUGUACGAGAAGCUGCAGGACAUGGGCUCUGACUCGGCCGAAGCCCGCGCCUCCGCCAUCCUCUCCGGUCUCCAGUUUACCGAGGAGAUGAAGGCUGCAGCGACGACCUCGUUCUCUGGAGGCUGGCGCAUGCGCAUCUCGCUCGCCCGUGCGCUCUUUAUCGAGCCGCGCCUCCUGCUCCUUGACGAGCCGACGAACCACCUCGAUCUGCACGCUGUCAUCUGGCUCGAGUCGUACCUGCAGACCUACCCGCACACGCUGCUUGUUGUCUCGCACGACCGCGACUUUCUCGCUCAGGUCACCACCCACACGUACCAUGUGUGGAAUCAGGGCCUCACCCUGUACAAGGGCAACUACGACCUGUUUGAGGUCCGCUUCCAGGCCUUUGUCGACGAGUACAACGCAAGCAUCGUGGCCAAGGACAAGCGCAUUGCCCGCGAGAAAAAGUCCGGCAAGUACGUGCCGCAAGAGGGCGACAAGGCGAAGAUCAUCCGCUUCAAGCCCAUCAAGCUCCAGUUUGACGAGCCGACCCAGCUCUCCAUGCCGCUGGUCUCGGUCUCCAACGUCUCCUUUGGCUACCCGGGGUGCGACACGCUGUUCGAGGACGUCUCGUUUGGCAUUUCCAUGUCGUCGCGCAUUGCCCUUGUCGGCCCGAACGGAACCGGCAAGUCGACGCUGCUCAAGCUCAUCACCGGCGAGCUCGAGCCACGCCAGGGCGAGGUUAUGCUCGCGCGCAAGCUCCGCAUCGGCCUCUUCUCGCAGCACUUUGUCGACCAGCUCGACAUGAACGCUAACCCGAUCCAGUACCUCGCCGCCAAGUUCCCCGAAAAGAACGAGCAGAAGAUCCGGCAGUACCUCGGCAUGUACGGCCUCAAGUCGGCCCAGCACAAGCAGGUCAUCUCCACUCUUUCUGGUGGCCAGAAGUCGCGUGUCGCCUUUGUCGAGCUCUCCUUCUCCAACCCGCACAUCAUCAUCCUCGACGAGCCAACCAACAACCUCGACCUCGAAACCACCGACGCCCUCACCGCCGCGCUCUCCCAGUUCAAGGGAGGCGUCGUCCUCGUCACCCAUUCGCCGUCGCUCAUCUCGGGCGCCUGUAAUGAGGUCUGGAUUUGCGACCACGAGAAGAAGGUCAACACAUACCCGGGCACCUUUGACGAGUACCGUGAGGAUCUCAUCCACGAGAUGCGCGAGCUGCUCCGCGAGAUGGACGAGGAGCGCGCCAACAAGUCGCGCGGCGGCAAGGGCAAGGGUAAGGGCAAGGGUAAGGGCAAGGGUAAGGGGGGCAAGGGCAAGGCCAACGCUGAGGAGCCUGCCGGUGGCCCGUCUGACGUCGACCCCGAUGUCGAGGACAAGUACGGCGACGUAGUCGGUGCCGCUCGCCUCUGGACCAACCCCUCAAUCGAGGCCUUUGCCGUCCUCCACCGCACCCUGCCGGACCUGCUCAAGCGCCCGGGCAUGGUCAAGUUUGAGCCGUUUGUGGCUUCGCCUGAAGUCGAGCUCGCCCAGGUCUUUGCCGCCCUCGACGACGCCUUUGCCUAUGCCAACAUCACCCUCGCCUUUAUGAAGGAGGCGCCGGCCAAGAAGAAGAAGCGCCGCAAGAAGAAGGGCUCGUCGGCGACCGCUGACAAGGCCGACGAGCCGGCACCGACGCCGUCGUGGGCCGUCAACGCUUUUGUCCAGGUCCCGGCCCUCGAGUGGUUCUACAAGGUCAACCCCAAGGCCAAGGCCGUCCUCAAGUACCUCGACAAGAUCCUGGGCUCGUUCUUCUCGCUCGACCCGGUCCGCGUCGCCAAGGCCGCCUUUGUCAACGAGGCCAUCCUCUCCAAGCUCUCCAAGGCCGUCACCAUCUGCGCCUCGGACAUCUCGGGCACCGAGUGCGCCGACUUUACCGUCGAGCCUGACGGCUGCAUCUCGCAGCCGGCGUGCAGUGCCAAGCACGUCCGCGGCCACGAGGGCCUCGCCGUCUCGCGUCUCUGCACCGCAAACAUGGUUGCCGAGUCUGGCUGCUCCGCCCGCGGCUGCAAGCACUCGCACGCCCUCAAGGGUGGCCUCCGCCGCGGUGACUGGUACGUCAACUCGACAAACACCGACGUGGUGUCGGGUGAUGGCUGGGCCGUCACCUGUGAGGCCGGUAACGUCCCCGGCCAGCGCCUCAAGCAGGUUUCCCUCACCGUGGGCGACGGCUCCGUCCCGGCCCGCGACCUCCUCGCCCUUCCCGCCACCAAGGACGCCAUCGCUGCCGCCAUCGACGCCCUUGGCCUGCCCUUUGCCACCGUCUGGGUCGAGUCGUCCACCUCUUCCAACUUUAUCGUUGUUCCCGACACCCCCGACUGGGACGACCUUGUCGCCCGCUUCCCCUCGCUCGCCCACCUCGGCGCCCCGCGCCACGAGCACGAGCUGUGGGAGGCUGUCUCGCUUGCACGCUCGCCCAUCGUCUCGCAGCUCCUGCUCGGUGACGAUGAGGAGUAAAACCGCCCCAUGCAG